Messenger RNA from Anopheles marshallii, 2034 nucleotides. Its product is annotated as EF-hand domain-containing protein 1-like. The transcript has 3 exons. Gene Ontology annotation, molecular function: alpha-tubulin binding. The record is from RefSeq and is a predicted model, not a curated record. Gene Ontology annotation, cellular component: axoneme; mitotic spindle. Gene Ontology annotation, biological process: mitotic cytokinesis; cilium-dependent cell motility; mitotic spindle organization. The coding region runs from base 1 to 2034 and encodes 677 amino acids. Lineage: Eukaryota; Metazoa; Arthropoda; Insecta; Diptera; Culicidae.
AUGGAGGGAUUGCCGAAGUUGCCUGGGAACGAUUUUGCCAACCGUCUGCGCCAGAAGCAUCAUGUACCGCAGAGCUUCAAGUACGUCAACGGCUACCCGAUUCCGGCCCGACCCGAGUGUGGUCUCGGCGGAGAACGGCUGAAUGAAGAUUCCAUCCAAUUCUGUCCCGAAUCGAACGGUGGUGGGAAUAAUUCGGUGCUGUACGAUCCGAUCCUCACGUACGGUCGGGUGCGCCAUCUACCGGUCAAACCGUACCGGCCACAUUUCGUGCUGUACGAUCAGAAGACGCUCAAGUUCAAUGCGUUCUUCCGGCAGGCGGUACCGGAGUCGGCCACCGAAACGUUCCGCAUACGGUAUGUGCACAUUCUCUACUUCCUCGAGGACGACACGAUGACUGUGCUGGAACCGACGAUCGAAAACUGUGGUUAUCCGCAGGGUCGGCUGGUGCGUCGUGGCAGGAAGCUUAAAGAUGCGGACCGGGAAGAGUUUUACAACUGGAAGGAUCUGAACAUCGGUAUCGAUGUGGAGAUGCAUGGGUACGUUUUCCACAUUACCGAUUGCGAUGCGUUCACGAAGGAAUUUUUGCUAAGCAAUGGAAUUGAGCUGAACGAAAUCGAACUGCUUCCACCGGAUCCGACCAUGAACGAGCGUUCGAUCAGCCAGCGACAGACGUUCCGUCAUCACAAAAUGUACCCAGUACCGGACGAUAAGCUGCGAAAGUAUCUCGAGUAUCAAGGGAAGGUUCUACACUUCGAUUGUGUACUGGAUGAGCGAGACCGCGACGGUGGCGAAUUGAUGACGUACAAGCUGUUCUAUUAUCUCGAAGAUGAUACCGUAUCCAUAAAAGAGCUAAAGGAGAACCAAGAGGGACGGGACUAUUUCCCGAUGCUGCUCCGUAAGCAGAAACUGCCAAAGGACUGGAAAGAAAAUCCUGUUUCUCACCCUUCAAUAUUUCUCGAGAAAACUGAUGCCGAAGUGUCAGAAUAUUAUUCUCCCAAGGAUUUGAUUGUCGGCACGACCAUCUUCGUCUACGGACGCAAGUUUCUGCUGCUCGACUGUGAUGGGUUCACGCGGUGCUACUACGAGAAAGCGCUCAAACUCAUCCAACCGGACCGGGUCCGAUUAGACAGUUCGCCCAAGCGAAUACCUCGACUAGACGUACCGAGCUACCUCGGUCUCGGGACACCGGAAGAUUCGCUUGCCUCGUACCACAGCCUUGUUCCCAAAAGCCCGAAAAAGGACGUCAUCACGUACCUGGUGAAUGUAAACAAAUUCCUACGGUACGGAUGCGUGCUGGACACGGCACACCCGGAGGAUAAAAUACGCAAGUUCGUACUGAGUCUUUCACUUGCGGACGGUACGAUUACCAUCAUGGAAUCGUCCAUCGACAACUCUGGCAUUCGGGGAGGACGGUUCUUAUCGCCGCGUAAAGUUUGGCUUCCCGGCUGCAAUCCGGACGAGCCGGAGUAUUACACGGCAAAGGAUCUCUACAUUGGAGCUACGAUGGUGGUGUUUGCACAUCGAUUUAAAAUUGUCAGUGCCGAUCUUUACGUGUACCGGUACAUGCAAGCGCAUCCGGAAAUAUUUUCCCCAAUGGCAAUCGACAGUGUGCGCAAUUAUCUGCUGGGCGAAGGACAUUUGAAAGAUGAUCUCCGGCAAGCCACUGAAGAGGAGUAUCAGAAACUUGAGCAAACAACUACUGAAGAAUCAAACGACCAAGAUGAAGUGCAGAAGCGACUGACCGGCUUUGAAAUUGGUGACUCUAAAGCUUCCUCGCCUAUGCCGUCAGCACGUGGGUCGCCCGUUCCCCUUACAGAUGGAAUGCAACGAUCUGCCGAACCAGCGGAACAUCCCUGUCCACAUCCAAUUAUACCCGACGAAGAGCUACGAAAGGCGUAUCACACAAACGAGCCAGAUGAACUUGCCAUCCAAGCAUACCGCAUUCCGGAGGACCAACCAUAUUCUCCACAAAGUUCUCCCACACACGGAUCCAAAAAGGCCUCGAAAACAGUUCGAUUCCAGGACGAUUGCUAG